Anisakis simplex (herring worm) is the source of this 204-nucleotide messenger RNA. The record is from the annotation of a GenBank genome assembly. NCBI's taxonomy places the organism in Eukaryota, Metazoa, Nematoda, Chromadorea, Rhabditida, Anisakidae.
AUGGGUGCACCCCCACUCCUGCUUUUGCAAUGCCCUCUGGUUGAUGGGUAUGGCAUAGCCUCUGCUCAAGUGCUUCAGGGUGAUGGCAUUCACUACCGCCGUGAGCAGUUUAUAGCAUGCGUUGAGGCAUGUUAUUGGGCGGUAGUUAGAAGGGUUAUCCUUUGCACCCUCUUUGGGGAUCAGGACAGUGCGUCCACGGCAUAG